AUGGCUUGUGAGACCAAGACAUGGUUGGUUAUUCCUCUUCUUUUCUUGGCUGCAAACUACAUGCAACAUUGUGUCCAAGGGGAACCCCAAGUGCCAUGCCUUUUUGGAUUUGGUGACUCUCUGUCUGAUAGUGGAAACAACAAUAACCUUCCAACUUCUGCAAAAUCUAAUUACAAUCCAUAUGGGAUCGAUUUCCCAAUAGGCCCAACUGGAAGAUUUACCAAUGGCCGAACUACAUUUGACAUAAUUACUGAAUUUCUGGGAUUUGAGAAGUUCAUCCCUCCUUUUGCAAACACUAUUGGUUCAGACAUACUUAAAGGUGUGAACUAUGCAUCUGGUGCAGCUGGAAUUCGCUUUGAGAGUGGCAAGCAUAUGGGUGCUGAUAUCAGCUUGGGACAACAGUUAACAAAUCACAAAUCCAUAUUUUCCGAAAUAGCUGUCAGACUUGGAGGUUAUGACAAAGCUGCAGAAUAUCUUGAUAAGUGUUUGUAUUACGUGAAUAUAGGCAGCAAUGAUUACAUAAACAAUUACUUCCUUCCCCAGUUCUACCCAUCAAGCCACAUUUAUAGCCCCGAGCAGUAUGCAGAAGCUCUGAUUCAAGAGUUAUCUCUCGAUUUACAGGCUCUGCAUUAUCUUGGGGCAAGAAAGUACGUUCUGGUUGGGGUGGGUCUUAUAGGAUGCACUCCAAAUGCCAUAUCUACCCGUGGAGCAAAUGGAUCUUGUGCUGAAGAUGAGAAUGCUGCUGCAUUCAUGUUUAAUAAAAAGCUUAAAUCUCUAGUGGAUCAAUUUAAUACACAGUUCUCUGCUGAUUCCAAAUUCAUCUUUAUAAACAGCACAGCCGGAACCAUUGACAGUUCAUUUGGUUUCACUGUUUUUACUGCUCCUUGCUGCCCAACAGGGGAGAAUGGACAGUGUGUUCCUAAUCAAACACCAUGCCAGAAUAGGAAUCAGUACGUGUUUUGGGAUGCAUUUCAUCCAACAGAGGCAGUGAACCGACUAACUGCAUUUGCUUCAUAUAAUGGGUCUGAUCCAGCCUUCACUUACCCAAUGGAUAUCGAGCAGCUUGUUCAGUCCUCAUAA
Messenger RNA from Gastrolobium bilobum, 1080 nucleotides. RefSeq names its product GDSL esterase/lipase At1g29670-like. NCBI's taxonomy places the organism in Eukaryota, Viridiplantae, Streptophyta, Magnoliopsida, Fabales, Fabaceae. Gene Ontology annotation, molecular function: hydrolase activity, acting on ester bonds. The record is from RefSeq and is a predicted model, not a curated record. The transcript is spliced from 5 exons. The coding region runs from base 1 to 1080 and encodes 359 amino acids.